Messenger RNA from Aphanomyces astaci, 934 nucleotides. RefSeq lists its product as hypothetical. Lineage: Eukaryota; Oomycota; Saprolegniomycetes; Saprolegniales; Verrucalvaceae. Gene Ontology annotation, cellular component: mediator complex. Gene Ontology annotation, molecular function: transcription coactivator activity. The transcript has 3 exons. Bases 32 to 742 code for a protein of 236 amino acids. The record is from RefSeq and is a predicted model, not a curated record. Gene Ontology annotation, biological process: regulation of transcription by RNA polymerase II.
GCACUGGCAGGCCGAAGGAUUCAAGGACAUCAUGACAGGCAUCACGAGAGUAUUUACCUACGCCGACAGUAACAUUCCCGUGCGGUACCAAGCUCUGAUGAAGAAGAUCGAGGAAAUGGGCGCGAGGAAAGUGGGUCGGUUCGUCGUCCAUUGUCGCAUGCUGUCACGUCGCGUGCUUCUCGAAGGCUACGCGAACCAGCGCAUGUACUUGCUGCGCAUGUCUCACAACGAUGACCUCAUCUAUGCCGUUCUGGGCAACGAGCGCACUGACGCGUCGUUGGGGAUUAAGUUGGAGAAGGGGCUUCCGUCGAGCGACAAUGGCCUCGACGGACCGCUGGACGAAUGCUGUCUGCUAGAAUGUGGGCUGGACGGCUCACAUAUCUUACAGCAAGUCGAGAUCUACUUACCCAAGUCUGACGGCAAGUUCGAGGGCAUGCAAUUUUCAUUUGGCGACUUCCUCGUGAGCAUCUGCACGUUUGUAUGCCGCGCCAACACCCCCACGGGACUCAUCGUCGAAGUUCAGUACAUGCCGUGCUCGGCCGUGGGCGACGCCAAUCAGGACAAACUGCUGGACGAGUUCAUGACCAUCCUCGCCGACACCGCGCCGGACGCGGCGAGUCCGGUGAAGAAACCCAUUGCGAACGUUCUCGGACUGUUCCACAAACUCAAACUCGGCGACGAGUACAGCCACAAACACACGGCCAUCCAAUACGUCGCCGCGUUCAACCUGUUGCGCAAAUAAGCUAGACAUACUACUAGACCUACUACUAGUACUACUACUGCCCCGACCUCGAUAUUACGACUUCCACUUGACUUGCGUUAAAGCACAACCCCGAGACGCUCCCGCAGUCGAGUGAGUGGAAUGCGCUUCUGGGCUUCCCACACGGCGCGGCUGGCGCGCGUGUCCAAGCUGGACGUAUGCCGAUGGCAUUCG